Messenger RNA from Paramecium sonneborni, 588 nucleotides. The record is from the annotation of a GenBank genome assembly. Lineage: Eukaryota; Ciliophora; Oligohymenophorea; Peniculida; Parameciidae.
GGAUUGAACCUUAAGGAAUUGAUUGUUACAAUAGUGGUUGGUCUAUACCAAAUAAAGUACUGAAUUGUGCAGAAAAAUUAUUUUUAUGGCCUUUUGGAUGAAUGACUACUCUAUCAAAAGAAUUUUAUUGCCCAUCAGGAACUUAUUUAAAAUUUUCUUUCAUAUCUGGAAUAUUUGAUUCUUGGGAUCGCGAAUAUUUAUUUAUUUAGGUGGAUGACGAAAUAAUUGAUAAAAUUAAGUAUUUUUGUUUUGAUGGAAAAUAUAUAUGUCGUAACACCAUUUGGUAGGAUUAAUUAGUGGAGAAGGCAAUUACAUUUGUAUCUAAAUCGGGAAAAAUAAAAUAAAAAUUUCUAUAUAUGAUAAAUUAGAUCAUCCUCUUGAUGAUGGUGAUGUAUACCUAUAUUAUAGAAUCAUGGGAAAUUAGAGAUAUAAGAUUAGAGAUUGGAUAUCCAUGUGUUGAUUUUUUAGUGAGUGCAAUUUUCAACUGAAAAUCACACAAUUCCAACUAAAUAAAUACCAUUCUAGAUUAAAUCAAUUGUAAUAAUGAGUGGAAUUUGUUGUAAAAUUAAAGAAUCCAAAAUAUAUGGG